Messenger RNA from Chanos chanos (milkfish), 1381 nucleotides. RefSeq names its product epithelial cell adhesion molecule (gene epcam). The record is from RefSeq and is a predicted model, not a curated record. The coding region runs from base 214 to 1134 and encodes 306 amino acids. NCBI's taxonomy places the organism in Eukaryota, Metazoa, Chordata, Actinopteri, Gonorynchiformes, Chanidae. Gene Ontology annotation, cellular component: membrane. The transcript is spliced from 9 exons.
UGAGUGGACUACGGCUUUUUUGCAGAUUUGAGACUACGUUUUAAUUUGAGCUACCGUUCUCAGUGUGAGAAAGCGUUUGAGUUUCUCCGAAACCAGUCAGGGCCGCGCCUAUUAGAAGAAGAGACUGGUCCUCUUUGUCAAACCCUCUGAAAUUUGCUUUUGUGUACGGCUGUCUUUGGAAGACGUUUGGACAUUUUCGGGCUCUUCUACACGAUGAAGACUCUUAUUGCACUAUUUGUGGUGGUAUUUGCAGUGGGUGCCUACUCACAAUGCACCUGUGACACCAUGAAAUGGGCAACUUGUGAUGGUGAUCCUUGCCAGUGCACUGUCCUUGUUGGGUCAAAUCAGAAACAAGUUCUGGACUGCAAAAAAUUAAUCCCAAAAUGCUUCCUGAUGAAGGCAGAGAUGCACCGUGCUAGGGUAGGCCUGUCUACCCGAACCAUUGGUGGGAAACCGGUCGAGACUGCUUUUGUGGACAACGAUGGUAUCUAUGAUCCUGACUGUGAGGCAGACGGAAAGUUUAAGGCCAAGCAGUGCAAUAACACAGAGGAGUGCUGGUGUGUCAACAGUGCCGGCGUACGCAGGACAGACAAGGGUGACAAGGACAUGAAAUGUGAAAAACUGGUAGAGACCUACUGGGUGCGACUGCAGCUGAAACACAACGCAACGUCUGCAGCAGUGGAUGCCACAAAGCUAAAGACCGGGAUAGAGAAUGCCCUUCUGGAACGCUACGGACUUGCCAAGAACUUUGUGUCAGAGGUCCAGUAUGACAAGGACGGUCGUUUGAUCGUUGUGGACGUGAAAAAAGAGAAAGGCGAUCGUACAACCGACCUCUCUCGGAUGGCCUACUACAUGGAAAAAGACGUCAAGGUUCUUCCUCUGUUCAAGUCUGAGCGUCCAUUUGAGGUCAGCGUCGAGGGGCAGAAGCUUCAGAUGGAGAACAUUCUGGUGUACUACGUUGAUGAGGAACCACCUGCCUUCACCAUGAGGAGACUGACUGGGGGCGUGAUCGCCGUUAUCGUGGUGGUUGUGCUAGUUGUGAUUGGCGGGCUUCUUAUUCUGUACUUUGUCAGGAGACGGGAGCAGGCACAGUAUCGCAAAGCUCAGGGUCGAGAGAUGGAGCCCAUGUCGUAAAAGCUGCCUUUGUGUCAACCAUUUUGAAUUUUGAAAUUACUGAAAGUUUAUUCGCGUAGUUUGUUCAUUUUGCCUUAUACAAAGUUUUUAAAUGGGGAUGUAAUGAGAAGUGCCUGUUACAUGCUUAACACAGAAGUGAUUGGAUGGUUUUUUUUUCUUUUUUUCUUUCUUUUUUUUGCCGUUACUUUUAUAUAGCUAACUAUUGAAUGAAGCCUCAUUCACGUAACUCUCUCCUAAUGGGAUGAAU